Amphibalanus amphitrite is the source of this 3058-nucleotide messenger RNA. RefSeq names its product RYamide receptor-like. Gene Ontology annotation, molecular function: neuropeptide Y receptor activity. Lineage: Eukaryota; Metazoa; Arthropoda; Thecostraca; Balanomorpha; Balanidae. The record is from RefSeq and is a predicted model, not a curated record. The transcript has 6 exons. Gene Ontology annotation, cellular component: membrane. Gene Ontology annotation, biological process: neuropeptide signaling pathway. Bases 227 to 1354 code for a protein of 375 amino acids.
CUUGACCAUACCUCUUCCCGAUGACCCUGUCACACUCCUCCGCGACUGUGUGUGCACCCACCCCAACCUCACCGUCGCACAGUUCCUCCAAUGGCGCUGCGACCCUCCCGAACCUCCCUCUGAAGUCGGCUUCACCGUCAUCGUCUGGAUCAGCUUCACCAUCCUCUUCCUCGCCGGCCUGAUCGGCAACGGGCUCGUGUGCUACGUCGUCUACGCGGCUCCGAGGAUGAGAACCGUGACAAACCUCCUCAUCGCGAACAUGGCUGCAGGAGAUCUCCUCAUGACCACCCUCUGCAUGCCACUGACGGUGGUCUACGUGGUCCUUCUACGCUACUGGCCGCUUGGGGAUGCUCUGUGUCGGCUGGUAUCCUUCGCGCAGCCAGUGUCGGUGUACGUCUCCGCAUACACUCUUGUCGCCAUCGCAGCAGACCGAUACAGAGCAAUCGUCUACCCUCUGGUGCCAAGAGGAUCGCGACGUCGUGCGAGGGUCGUCAUCGCAGUGGUCUGGACGCUGGCGGCGGCGACGUCGGUACCAGCGGCGGUGACGUCUCGUACCUUUGUACCCCCGGACCCGUGGUACAUGAUGCACGAGAGACGGGUCUGCCAGGAGCGGUGGGAGGACGAGGGUCGUCGCUACUACACCACCGCAGUGCUGCUGCUGCAAUUCUUUCUUCCGGUGACAGUACUGACCCUGACCUACGGUCGCAUAGCCGUGGAGGUGUGGGGUCGCGGCGGACUGCCCUCCACGCGGCAAGACAACCGGCAGCUAAGGCUGGCCAGGGCGAGACGAAAGACUGUUCAGAUGAUGGUGAUCGUGGUGGCCGCCUUCACCAUUUGCUGGCUGCCCAAUCACGUGCUACAGAUCGUAUACGACAUCCACCGGUGGGUGGGGGAGUGGCCCGGAAUCGGCUACCUCUACACCGCUACAUACUGGCUCAGCAUGGCCUCGUGUGUGUGUAACCCCAUCAUCUACUGUGGGAUGAACGCCCAGUUCAGAGCUGCCUUCUCAGCUGUGGCCUCCAGAGUCUGUCUCCGCUGCCGGCGUCCUCCAGCCGCCAUCAGUCGCGCGGGCAGCAGCGUCCGCUCGCGGGCCACCUCCUACACGCAGUGGACACUGAGGUCACUGCGCCUGCGCAGAUCCAAUGGCUCCGCCCACUCGUGUCACGCUCCGGAGCCGGCUGAGCGGCCGGCGGCGCCGCUCAACACCAAAGCGGCUGUGCAGGGUUCGGCCGCCACCGCAGCUCUUCCUCUCAGUUUGGACGUCACUUGCGGCCUGAGUUCAUCGGAUCCAAACUCACCGAGACCACUGCGGCGGCAGUACCUGGCACUCUCCCGUCUCAAGAGUGUCCAGUGAGUGACGACUCUGCUCGACAGAGGAGUGUUCGGUAUACGCGGAGACUCUCAUGGAUGAGGAGUGUCCAAGAAGCGGGUCGGAGUAAUCGGAGUUCAUGGAGGGAGUAAUUGGAGGACUGUCCAAUGUCCAAGGAACAGCGCCACCACAAUGGAGGGAGUAAUCGCUCACAUGCGAACUGUGAAGAACUAUUCAAGGAACGGUGACAUUUUCGUGCAGGGAGUAAGCACUCACUGCCUUUGUUGAGGCUAGUGUCCUAUGAGUGCAGGGUCUUGCUGAUGCGCAGGACUGGCCGCUGGGCCCCAUAUAGCUAAUCGAGAAGGUUUGCUUGGAUUAUGCCAGUCCCCUGGAAGUUUUUUUUUUCGAGUAAGAGGAUACGUCGCAGUUUUUCCAAACAGCUCAAGUGAGUCCGAUUGGAGUGAGCACGUCGGCAGUCUGGUUUUCAAAUUUCAGGAAAAUUUGCAAAACGAAAUCAAUAAGAUCAUAAAUUUCAGCUUUCUGUUUGGAGAAUCAGAAUCAUAGGCACAUAACUUGUUGGAACAAUAACUUGAGCUGUCCAUUGUCCAUGGCAGUGUCAGUGUCAUUGCCAGUGCCACUGCCCACCGCCAAACCUCAGAAGUCUAAGCGUGCGUUCGACAUCCGGAUAAUCAGGGAAAUUUUCCGGGAUCACCGGGAUCUUGUUUGUUUAUUGGGGCUUUAGGGCGCGUCGACUGCAAAGGUUAUUUACAAAAAGAAAUCAGAAACCGGGAUCAUUCGGUGUUUUAGGCUGCCACCGUGCACUGUGUACAACGGACAUGGCAACGAGUAAAAGAGGAAUUGUUGAAGCAAAAGCAAUCUAAAAAUGUGACUAAUUGCAUCGAUGGUCUCUGCAACACCCAAAAAUGACCGGUGAUCCCGGAAAAUUAUCUGUGGUGAUAAUCCAGAUGUCGAACACAAGGUAAAAUGUAAGUAAGCAGGUAAAAUUCUUAGAAGUUAUUGGAGCAAAUGUCAUCACAUGAGAGCCUGAGACUGAAUGGGGAAUGACCCUAGCUAACCACUUGUUCAAAGCGGUUUUCCCUAUAAUUUGGUGAUAAAAGACAAAUACCCGAUCUUAAACUAUCUCAGUAACAACUACUGGUAUGUACUAUGUAGCUAGGAAGUCAGCGGGCUCUAUACAAUGUGCAUUGUGUGGAAUGUUGUAACUGUUUUUGGCGGAAAAAAUCGGUCUGUGUGCGUAUUUAUUUUCGUUUAACAAAUAAAGUCAUGCAGUAUCUUACUAUCAGCGAUAUUCUUACUGAUGUUUAAGAAGCUACCCUACAUAUGUAACUAUUAGGUGGAUGAAUGUUAAAUUUAAGUUGAACAAUUGAUUGUUCGAUGUUCUCUUCUGCUACAUGUUUGAUGUAUAGUGUAUAUCAGUCAAUGUUGAAGAUUUACUUAUAAUACGAGCUAUUUGUUAGGCCAUUUCAAAGCAAAAAAGGAUGUUUUCAUGAGUCUAUACUUUCAUAGACUCAAAGGACGAUCAAUUUUUAUGUACAUAUAAAUACAAAAAUGUCAGAUAAGUCGGCAAAUCAUUCGUUUGCUGUUUACUGUUUUGCGCACGUUUUCAUCUUAGACACUUGUAUGAUAAUCGUCAUUCACCACUGUUCACACAAGAAUAGAAACACUCUUGUCCUAGUCAGUGAAUGGCACGGCUUUUCCUGUGAUGUUAAAUAUAUAUUCUGAAAUAUA